UCCUCGCGUCUGAGCUGACCCAGUGCGCGUCUGCCAGUCAGUCCCUCCGGACCCGCCGCGAGUCUCAGGCUGCCGAAAUCUCCGCGCGUCACUCGAAAGCCUCCUCCCUGUGCUCAGAGAGAUGGGGAGUGGGGAGCCUAAUCCUGCUGGCAAGAAAAAGAAGUACCUCAAGGCUGCCCUGUAUGUGGGUGACUUGGACCCAGAUGUCACCGAGGACAUGUUAUAUAAAAAGUUCAGGCCUGCUGGCCCUCUGCGCUUCACCCGAAUCUGCCGUGACCCGGUGACCCGCAGCCCCCUGGGCUAUGGCUAUGUUAACUUCCGCUUUCCUGCGGAUGCUGAGUGGGCCUUGAACACCAUGAAUUUUGAUUUGAUUAACGGCAAACCUUUCCGCCUAAUGUGGUCUCAGCCAGAUGACCGCUUAAGAAAGUCUGGAGUUGGAAAUAUAUUCAUCAAAAACCUGGACAAAUCCAUAGACAAUAGGGCCCUUUUUUAUCUGUUUUCUGCUUUUGGGAGCAUUCUCUCCUGCAAAGUCGUAUGCGAUGACAACGGCUCUAAGGGUUAUGCCUAUGUGCACUUUGACAGCCUGGCCGCUGCCAAUAGGGCCAUCUGGCACAUGAAUGGAGUGCGGCUCAACAACCGCCAGGUGUACGUUGGCCGAUUCAAAUUUCCGGAAGAGCGGGCAGCUGAAGUUAGAACUAGGGAUAGAGCGACUUUCACCAAUGUUUUCGUUAAAAACUUUGGAGAUGACAUGGAUGACGACAAACUGAAGGAACUUUUCAGUGAGUACGGGCCAACUGAGAGUGUUAAGGUAAUAAGAGAUGCCAGUGGGAAAUCGAAAGGCUUUGGAUUUGUGAGAUACGAGACACACGAGGCUGCCCAAAAGGCUGUGUUAGACCUGCAUGGAAAGUCCAUCGAUGGGAAAGUCCUCUAUGUAGGGCGAGCACAGAAGAAAAUUGAACGCCUGGCUGAGUUAAGGCGAAGAUUUGAGCGGCUGAGAUUAAAAGAAAAAAGUCGGCCUCCAGGGGUGCCUAUCUAUAUUAAGAACCUAGACGAGACCAUCGAUGAUGAAAAACUGAAGGAGGAAUUUUCUUCCUUUGGAUCAAUUAGCCGGGCCAAAGUGAUGGUGGAAGUGGGGCAAGGCAAAGGGUUUGGUGUCGUCUGCUUCUCUUCUUUUGAAGAGGCUACCAAAGCAGUAGAUGAGAUGAAUGGUCGCAUAGUGGGCUCCAAGCCUCUGCAUGUCACCCUGGGCCAGGCCAGGCGCAGGUGGUGA
This is a messenger RNA of Eubalaena glacialis (North Atlantic right whale), 1270 nucleotides long. Its product is annotated as polyadenylate-binding protein 5. Gene Ontology annotation, molecular function: RNA binding. The transcript has 2 exons. NCBI's taxonomy places the organism in Eukaryota, Metazoa, Chordata, Mammalia, Artiodactyla, Balaenidae. Gene Ontology annotation, cellular component: ribonucleoprotein complex. The record is from RefSeq and is a predicted model, not a curated record. Bases 122 to 1270 code for a protein of 382 amino acids.